Microthlaspi erraticum is the source of this 288-nucleotide messenger RNA. Lineage: Eukaryota; Viridiplantae; Streptophyta; Magnoliopsida; Brassicales; Brassicaceae. The record is from the annotation of a GenBank genome assembly.
AUGGCAGAGUUGUUUCUGCUCGACCUCUGGUAUACAAAGGACUUAUCAAAAGAGUUAGGUUCUUCCAUCUCAGUAUGGUAUGACCCCUGGUUUUCCGACUCUCGCCGAGGCCAGCUAUCUGCAAACGAGUUAAUUAUACCCUCACCUGACGUGGCAACUGGAUACAAACCCAAUACGUGGGGUUGGUACUUUACAACAACGGGACGUUACACGGUCAAAUCAGGAUACAGUGUUUUACAGGAGCUCUCAGAAGAUGGAGCUCUACCAGUUUUCGGACCGGACGUCUGA